AUGUCUCAGCCCAACGCGCCGGCUCGGCCGGCUGCUCCGCAGGAGGAAGGCGGUAUGAGCAUGACGCAGAAGUUGCUGCUCGGCGCCAGUGUGUACUUCGGCAUGAACAUGCUCAUGAACAACGUGUUCCAGAAGAAUCAGUCGGGCACUCAGGUCAAGGACGCCGACGGUAACGUCGUCAGCGUUCCCGCCAACACCGAAGACAUCCCCCCGUACCUCUUUCGCCCCAAGGAGUUGAACGAGGGUGCCACCUUUAGCCAGAUCCCCCACAAGCUGGCCCCGAUCUGGCCCAUGGAUAGCUACGUCGACAUUAUCGUCACUGUUUCCGACAAUGUCGUUCCCACCCCGCUGUCGCAGACGCUUCAGGAGAAGCUGGUAUUGAAGGAGGAGAAGUUCAAGCUUGGAAACUACAGCGAGAAGCGCUCCGUGGAUACCACCAUCAAGAUCCCCCCUUCUGUUCAGAACAACGGUACACUGUGGGGUCACUUCUACGUGUCGCUCCCCGGAGCACAGCCCGACCCUCACGCUGAUACCUUCGAUCCCGCUUCGGCCUACUACUUUGCGUUCCCUCUCACCCAGUACAUCCCCAAGAAGAAGCAGUUCAAGACAAGAUCGCUUUUGGACAAGGCCGAGGAGGAACCUGAGCCGGUUGUCGAGGAGCAAGAUACUGGUCCCAUUAUUGCCAGCUACUACCACCCCAAUGCCAGUCUGUCCAUGAUUCCGAACACCGGGGUCCUGGAGUACCGUCAAACCCACCCCGCCAUCCGCCAGUUCCUGCAACUCGAGCCGACGGGCGCGAGAGAUGGUUCUGGCAAGCACUCUUGGUACUACCCCAUUCUGUUCGUCAACACCUUCUGGCAGCUCAAGAGCCAGAUGAUGCUGCUGAACGAUACGGUCACUGAGGUUCCUCUUCAUAUUGACUUGAACAACCUGCGUUCAUGGCAAUUCAACACCCUUGCUGCUAUCGAGGCGAGUGCAAAGGAGUCUGCUCGUCAGGCUGCCUACGGCAACUCUCUGCCUGGCGGCGGUGACGGCUCCGAGAUCGAGAUGGUCAAGGAGAUCUUCAUUGACACCAACCCCAUCCUCCUCGGCAUUACAGUCGUUGUCAGCAUUGCGCACAUCAUCUUGGAGACGCUCGCCUUCGGAUCCGACAUCGCUCACUACCGCAAGAAGAAGGACAACGUUGGUAUCUCCGUUCGCUCCAUCCUGGCCAACGUUUUCAUGCAGGCCGUUAUCUUGCUCUACCUCAUCGACAACUCGACGAACACUAGCUGGAUGAUUCUUGGUUCUCAGGCCGUCGGAAUCGUCAUUGAGCUCUGGAAGAUCACCACGGUCGUCAAUGUGGCCAUCAAACCUGCUCCGCCCGGGUCAUGGCUGCCAUUCUCCGUUGUCUUCGAGGACAAGCACAAGCUUAGCGAAACCGAGGAGAAGACCAAGGAAUACGACGAGAUCGCCUUCAAGUACAUGUACAUUGCAGGAGUUCCUAUCCUUCUCGGAUACGCCGGUUACUCUUUGGUGUAUGAGACGCACAAGUCGUGGUACUCGUACGUCCUCGCGGUCCUCGUCUCGUCUGUCUACGGCGCCGGCUUCCUCAUGAUGGUUCCCUCUCUGUACAUCAACUACAGACUCAAGAGUGUUGCACACAUGCCGGCCAAGGCGAUGAUGUACAAGUUCCUCAACACCUUCAUCGACGACCUGUUCGCGUUCACCAUCAAGAUGCCUUUCCUGCACCGUCUGUCGACUUUCCGUGACGACAUCAUCUUCUUUAUUUACCUUUACCAGCGCUAUGCGUACAAGACCGAUUACACCCGUGUCAACGAGUUUGGCCAGGGCGGUGAGGACGAGGAGGAGACGGACAAGGAGAAGGCCAAGGCGAAGGAGUUGCUGGAGAGUGACCCCACGGUGGAGAAGGUGAAGGAGAUUGCUGGCAAGGCCACUGGCGCCGACACUGGCAAGGCGAAGAAGAGGAAGUAG
Colletotrichum chrysophilum is the source of this 1974-nucleotide messenger RNA. RefSeq lists its product as uncharacterized. The transcript has 3 exons. The record is from RefSeq and is a predicted model, not a curated record. Gene Ontology annotation, cellular component: membrane; endomembrane system. Bases 1 to 1974 code for a protein of 657 amino acids. NCBI's taxonomy places the organism in Eukaryota, Fungi, Ascomycota, Sordariomycetes, Glomerellales, Glomerellaceae.